This is a messenger RNA of Cladocopium goreaui, 1278 nucleotides long. NCBI's taxonomy places the organism in Eukaryota, Dinophyceae, Suessiales, Symbiodiniaceae. The record is from the annotation of a GenBank genome assembly.
UCUGCUGAGAAUACCACGAAGUGCUCCUUUGUUUAGUUCCCAAUGGCUGGUGUGCAGAGCUCCGCUGGAUACCCUUCAAAGGAAGCCUCGUUGGCUCCCGAUCAAACAGAGAAGUUUGGGUGUCGAGAUUCCACCUCAGGCCUUGCUGCAGUGUGCUUUGCUUUGCCAGAUGUUGCAGAUGCUAUGGGAGCAGCUUGUUGCAACCCAGCCCUUCUGGCCCGGCUUGGAAUUGCCGAUCUCAACCUACGACAGCUGAUCUUCUCUCGCAGAUUUGCGGAACGCCGAGCUCAAGAUUUCUGUGAUCAUGGAAUACCAUGGGCCAAAGGAUGUGUCAAUUUGGAGCAGCUUGCGGUUGGAUUGAAGGUGAUGGACGUGUGUGCGUCAGACAGCAGCAACCACUUGUACUUCGAAUAUGGUGGUGGAUUGAGUCUGCUUGAGGAGACCAAAAAGCUGAUCCAUGCAGCUGCACUUUUUGCACAGCAACAUCCAAGACUUAAAUUCCAUGUGGAUGCGCAUGCCGGUGCCGGUGCACCACGUGGAAUUGCUACAAGCACUGCAAGGCGGAGAGCACUAUCCGUGGUUGACGAAUUGGUUGGGCUGGGUGUGGCCAGAGAGCACGUUUCCACGACAGCUUGGGGACGUCGAAUCUCGUCAGUGUGGUUGGAACCCGAAAGCUCGACAGCUGCCCGUGCUGAGCUGUAUUUCAGCCUGGACGGCCAGGAGUUCCCAACCCGCCCUGACUACUACAAGCUGCGCACAGAGAACAAGGCAGACAAGAAAGAGUCCAAUGAUGGCAACGAUGCUCACAAUGAUGCCUCAAAUACUCAGGAGAGUACCCAGGACAGCCAAACCAGCCAAACCAGCCAAACCAGCCAAACCAGCCAAACCAGCCAAAGUACGACAGAUUUUUCGGACUCAGAGGAAGAUGAGGAAGAUCGGCCUCAUGUGAGGCGUCAGCGUAUGUUGGCCAUGCUGCGUGCGCUUGGCUUUCCUUUUCAAGGCACAUUUCAGGGCAGCGAUGGACGACAUGUUAUCCUGUUGGCAAGACGCGAUGACAACCAAGAGUCUUCAGAUCAAGAAGGGUGAGGGAACCCAGAAAACACAGGCACUAGCAGAGUUGCGUGGUUGGCCACUACUUCAGCUCAGAGUCCCUUCUUCCUGCUGCUUUUAGUGGCAUCUCCGAAUGUUUAGUUUAGUGUACAUAGUUUCUCUGCCAUCCGGGCAUUCACAAAGCUUUUCGUGCAGCUCGCACAGCAAGUCUUUUGGUAGCGAGCGGCC